Messenger RNA from Dermochelys coriacea (leatherback sea turtle), 1127 nucleotides. RefSeq names its product hes family bHLH transcription factor 2 (gene HES2). Gene Ontology annotation, cellular component: nucleus. The record is from RefSeq and is a predicted model, not a curated record. NCBI's taxonomy places the organism in Eukaryota, Metazoa, Chordata, Testudines, Dermochelyidae. Gene Ontology annotation, molecular function: protein dimerization activity; DNA-binding transcription factor activity, RNA polymerase II-specific; RNA polymerase II cis-regulatory region sequence-specific DNA binding. Gene Ontology annotation, biological process: regulation of transcription by RNA polymerase II; anterior/posterior pattern specification; regulation of neurogenesis. Bases 43 to 609 code for a protein of 188 amino acids. The transcript has 4 exons.
CUCUGCCCGGUCCGAGCUCCCAGCGAUCCUGCCCCUAGACCUAUGUCCCCACGCAGCGCAGCGCCCGAAGCGGCGCGGAGCUACAGCUCCAGGCUGGGGGCGCACAGGAAACCCGGGGAGGCCACUGAGCUGCGGAAGACCCUCAAGCCGCUGAUGGAGAAGCGCAGGCGAGCCCGCAUCAAUGAGAGCCUGAGCCAGCUGAAGACCCUCAUCCUGCCGCUCAUCGGCAAAGACAGCUCCCGCUAUUCCAAGCUAGAGAAGGCGGAUAUUCUGGAGAUGACCGUGCAGUUCCUCAAGGAGAUCCCGGUCCCCUGCCCUCCCGCCCCGGACCUAGCCGAGAGUUACCGCGAAGGAUACCGAGCCUGCCUGUCCCGCCUCACCAGCCUGCUGGCAAAGUCCCAGCUCCUGGGCAGAGACUCCGGCAGCUGCCUGCUGGAGCAUCUGCAAAGGGCCAGCGCUGAGCCCAGCAGCUGUCAGGACUGCAGCAGCCCCACGGACUCGUGCCCAGCCUGGCGGAGGGCAGGGCCAGCCAGCUCGGCCAGGGGGCUGCUGGAGGCCUCGCUCCCCCACCCCCAAGCUGCAAACUCGGGCAUCUGGAGGCCCUGGUAGAGCGGCGGACUCUGCGCACAUCUGCCUGUACAUAGGGGAGCCCAGCUAUUUAUUUGUACAUUGAUCGCCCUCUUCCCCCCAGUGUAAAUAUCCCUCUUCAGCCCCCGCCUGGGCCGGGACAGCUCAGCACUUGGUCCUAUGUGGGUGACAAGGCAGCGGGGUGAAGCAGAACCUGGUAAACCCAAAGGGUGUCUCCUGGACCUGUGAACUGCACACUGCUUGCUUGGCCAGAGGCUGACUGGCCCUUGCUCUGGAGUCGCUGGAGUUUAAUAUGCAGGAGACACUUUAUAUUUUCAUACAAAUAAAAUGCUCUGACUGAAGCAACCUGGCCUGUGUGGUGCCUGGUCAUGAACUAGCCCUGUCACGCCCUGCACUGCCAGCCGGGUGGGUGACCCCGUGCAGGGGACAGCCCCAGGCCUAGAGCCUAAGCUGCCCUUAGUGCCUGGGGGGGCUCCUGACAUCCAGGGGUGCACAGCAUGGAGAAGCUGCCCCCUGCAGCGGCGGGGAGCAGGGCUGGA